UAAGCUGCGAAAACCAAUAUAUCCGCUAUAAAUGCGGCGACGUCUGCUGCAAAACCUCCCUAAUUCAAUGACUUCUUUCUACGGUGACAUCAAAUCCUACGACAUCCACACCUAUUGGCACGCCAGUAGUCCUGCGCAAGCAGAGUUUGCUGCCCAGCUAAGACAAAAGGUCCUUGAUGAAUUUGCACCCGAAGUGGAGGCAGGUGAUAUCAGGGUGUAUAAAUUAUGGGACAAAGCUAUAGGACCGCACCCUACUUGCAUGUUUGAAAUCGACUUUUCUAAACCAGAGGUUUUUGCAAAAAUAGUUCCCUUCUACCAAAUGAACCACGGCCUGCUCUCGGUGCUAAUUCACCCCCGUACUGGUAAUGAUCUCUUGGACCACACGCAGAAUGCUCUUUGGUUGGGCCACAAGCUCCGACUCAAUACCGAAUACUUACAUUAAAUGGCCCUGGGACCAGGUAUUUAUCACUUGGUAUAAGGAUAUUUCACCACCAUUUAGCUACCUGUUAAACAACAGAUGGAUUGUAUAGUAAAACAUGUCUUUUGUGUAUUA
Messenger RNA from Yamadazyma tenuis ATCC 10573, 553 nucleotides. The record is from RefSeq and is a predicted model, not a curated record. Lineage: Eukaryota; Fungi; Ascomycota; Pichiomycetes; Serinales; Debaryomycetaceae.